AUGGCUGUUGUGGCACCUAAUUGCGAGCUAUGUGGAGCCCCUAGGAACAACACUCCCGAAUGUCAAUUAUUGGAUGAAAUUCCGUUCGACCAAUUGAAUUAUGCCCAAGGAAACCUCCCGACAACUACUACUUCUCCUGGUUAUCAAAAAGUCACACCCAUUGCUCCUCAAGCGCCUAAGAAGUCGAAUCUUGAAAUAAUGAUGGAAAACUUUGUUGCAUCUAAGACUAAAAAGAAUAAGGAAUUUAUGAAUCAAAACAUUAAUAACAAUGAGUUUAUGAAACAAUUGGCAAAUAAGAGUAAGUUGAAUGUUGAUAGUACAGUAAAACUUACUGAAGAGUGUAGUGUCAUAAUACAAAACAAGAUGCCACCAAAACUUAAAGACCCAGGGAGUUUCUCAAUUCCCUGUGUUAUAGGGAAAUUUGUUAUUGAUAAAGCAUUGUGUGAUUUAGGAGCUAGUGUGAGUCUAAUGCCCCUACAGAUUAGUGAAAUACUCGACCUUGGAAACCUUAAACCUACUAGAAUGUCAUUACAAUUAGCCGAUCAUUCAGUCAAAUACCCUAUAGGAAUCCUGGAGAAUGUCCCCAUGAGAAUUGGUCAACUAUACAUUCCUACGGAUUUUAUAGUAAUGGAUAUUAAAGAAGAUUUAGGUAUUCCGAUUCUGCUAGGAAGACCAAUUUUAGCUACCGCAGGGGCAAUAAUAGAUGUAAAGAAAGGAAAGCUAAUUUUUGAAGUAGGAUAG
Messenger RNA from Lathyrus oleraceus (garden pea), 741 nucleotides. RefSeq lists its product as uncharacterized. The record is from RefSeq and is a predicted model, not a curated record. Bases 1 to 741 code for a protein of 246 amino acids. Gene Ontology annotation, biological process: proteolysis. The transcript has 3 exons. Gene Ontology annotation, molecular function: aspartic-type endopeptidase activity. Lineage: Eukaryota; Viridiplantae; Streptophyta; Magnoliopsida; Fabales; Fabaceae.